Salvelinus namaycush (lake trout) is the source of this 336-nucleotide messenger RNA. Its product is annotated as glutamate receptor 4-like. The record is from RefSeq and is a predicted model, not a curated record. The transcript is spliced from 3 exons. Lineage: Eukaryota; Metazoa; Chordata; Actinopteri; Salmoniformes; Salmonidae. Bases 1 to 336 code for a protein of 111 amino acids.
AUGAGGAUUAUUUACCCGCACUUUCUCGGGGUGUUUUCCGCCCUAUGGGGGCUGGCGACUGGGGCUUUCCCCAGCAGCGUUCAGAUAGGUGGUCUGUUCAUCAGGAACACGGAUCAAGAGUACACAGCGUUUCGAUUGGCUAUCUUCCUGCACAACACCAGCCCCAAUGCCACAGAGGCUCCUUUCAACCUGGUACCCCAUGUCGACAACAUCGAGACAGCUAACAGCUUCGCCGUCACAAAUGCCUGUGAUAAGGGGAGUGGCCAGGAUGUUAACAGCGUUCCUUACUACGCCAGCGUUCCUUACUACGCCAGCGUUCCUUACUACGCCAAGUGA